AUGACACGCAUCUACACAACCAUCGUUCCCCUCCUCUCCGUCCUCCUCUCCCUCCUCCCCGCUCAAGCCCAAGCCUACAAGCCCUCAAGAGCACCCGCCUCCAAAGAUGCCGUUCUCCUCAGCGCCAUCCAAUCCUUAACCUUCCACUCGAACCGCAAAACAACCCACCGCCGCCUCCCCGCCGUCGAACAACUAACCUGCAUCGGGCCAUCGAAGAAGAUAUGCGCCCUCUACACCCCAGAUACCAUGCGCUGUGUGAAUCAAGGACAUGACUACGACGUGAAUGACGUGCAGUGGACGUGCACGGCGCACUUGCCGCCGGAGUUUAGGCUGGGGAGCACGGAUGUGGUCUGUGAAGGCUACCGGGAUAAGGAGGAUCCGUGGGUGUUGAAAGGGAGUUGUGGGGUGGAAUACCGGUUGCUGUUGACGGAGAGGGGGGAGCAAAAGUACGGGGAACUCGUUGGUGGGUACGGGAAUCUGGCGGAGCUCGGCAGAGGAGAGGCGGCCGACCAUGGUGGGGCUGGGGAGGUGGAUGGGGCCCUGGAGGCGGUGGAGGCGGAGGAUGGGGAGGAUGGGGAGGAUGGGGAGGAUGGGGAGGAUGGAAUGAUCCGCCACCUCCAUAUGAAUAUUCGGGAUUUAGGAAGAUGCCGUCGUGGACGCCUGGGUUUUGGACUGGUGCAGCGGCGGGGAGCGCGGCGGCAUAUGCUCUGGGCAGGCGGGUUUGUCCCCGCUGCGCUCCCAAGCAUUCUCCCUCAAGCUAAGCCUAUCACCAUAGAUCAGACCCAAGCUCCACCGCCCGCGUUGGCGCAGUCCUCUCUCUCUUUUACACAAGGCCUCCUUGUUGGCCAACUGUCCGUUGUCCUACUGAUCGGAGCCUUCAUCAAAUUCUUCAUAUUCGGCGAAGCUCCUCCACCUCCGUCCCGGAGCGGUCUGUACAAUCAUUUUAGUCCGCGAACACUAAGAGAAAAGCCCUCAACGUCCAACAUACUCCGGCCUGUUCCCUCGUCCUCCACGAACACCCGCUCCAUCCUUCGAAAGACAUAUUACAGUGCCACGCCUACAAAUCCUACUUCUAAACAUGGUCGAUCACGCGUCCACCAUUCCUCUCAUCAGCCAGAAUCUCUGGACUGGUUUAAUGUUCUCAUUGCACAGACCAUCGCCCGAUAUCGACAGACGGCAUAUAUCCUCAAGGACUCGCCCACGUCGUCCAUCCUGGCCUCUCUCUCUGAAGCGCUAAACAAUCCAGAAAAGAAACCUUCCUUCAUAGACACCAUCAAGGUAACAGACAUAUCGCUUGGCGAGGAGUUUCCCAUCUUCAGCAAUUGCCGCGUGAUCGCCGUCGAAGAUCCAAACUCCGACGGCGGCCGCCUCCAGGCACUCAUGGACGUCGACCUAAGUGAUGACAACCUUUCUCUGGCCGUCGAAACCUCCCUCCUCCUAAACUACCCAAAGCCUUUCUCCGCCGUCCUCCCCGUCGCCCUCGCCGUCUCUGUCGUCCGCUUCUCUGGUACAUUAUGCAUCUCCUUCGUCCCCGGCCCCGGUACCUCAGAUCAAACAAUGGGCCCAUCCGCUUCUCCACCGAACCAAAGCACCAGCACCGAAACUGUCUCCACCCACGAUCAAACUUCCGAAGGGCAGAGCACUCAACGGCAUACUUUUCACCAACACAAGCCUACUAAUUCCACCCCGACCGCUGCCACCGCCGACGACGCACACACCAAGCAUGCGCAUGGCAUCCCUAAAACAAGCCUCGCCUUCUCUUUUCUACCAGACUACCGCCUCGACCUCUCCGUGCGCUCGCUCAUCGGCUCUCGCAGCCGCCUGCAAGAUGUGCCCAAGGUAGCACAACUCGUCGAGGCGCGCAUGCAGGCAUGCGGUUCGCGUUUUCGUUUCUAA
Messenger RNA from Histoplasma mississippiense, 1896 nucleotides. RefSeq lists its product as hypothetical. The transcript is spliced from 6 exons. Gene Ontology annotation, cellular component: endoplasmic reticulum membrane; ERMES complex. Bases 1 to 1896 code for a protein of 631 amino acids. The record is from RefSeq and is a predicted model, not a curated record. Gene Ontology annotation, biological process: regulation of store-operated calcium entry; mitochondrion organization. Lineage: Eukaryota; Fungi; Ascomycota; Eurotiomycetes; Onygenales; Ajellomycetaceae. Gene Ontology annotation, molecular function: lipid binding.